Messenger RNA from Linum trigynum, 486 nucleotides. The record is from the annotation of a GenBank genome assembly. NCBI's taxonomy places the organism in Eukaryota, Viridiplantae, Streptophyta, Magnoliopsida, Malpighiales, Linaceae.
AUGAAGAGAAAACAAAAGAAGCUGGAUGCAUUUUUUCCAAGAAAUGUUUUGCCAUGCACUGGUAAUCAUUUAGAAGAGGAAGUACAAGUAGUUCCUAGAGCUUUGAACUUGGGCAUUGAUGAGCUCUCUAAUGUUGUGGUGAAUGAGGAUUCUCUCAUUAGUCCGAGAGUGACUAAUCCAUCCUUCGCCUUAAUCGAACGAGAUCCUGGACUGCGUAAGCUAGUGUGGACAUUUCCACCCAAUAAACGUGAUGAGAUAAGGCGAGCUUACUUGAGUUAUGGCCCCCUACAAGUUAAGCUUCCUAACUUUCCUAGAACUGGUGAUCCUGAUCAUCCUCGCGGCUUCCAAGUUGCAUGGUAUUCUGAAUUUCCUUGGGUUGAAUACUCGGAAUCAAAGGAUGCUGCAUAUUGUCUUCCGUGCUAUUUGUUUGCUGAAAAGCCUAUUGCUGAAUCUGGUUGGGACACAUUUGUUAAUGAAGGAUUUUGA